Messenger RNA from Megalobrama amblycephala (Wuchang bream), 1832 nucleotides. RefSeq lists its product as uncharacterized. NCBI's taxonomy places the organism in Eukaryota, Metazoa, Chordata, Actinopteri, Cypriniformes, Xenocyprididae. The transcript is spliced from 6 exons. Bases 139 to 1110 code for a protein of 323 amino acids. Gene Ontology annotation, biological process: response to bacterium. The record is from RefSeq and is a predicted model, not a curated record.
CAGAGAUUGAAGGACACAUGAUAUUACGAGUCUACUUCUAUUACUUACUGGGUGUGAAGGGUUUGUUUUGGGCUGAUUCAUGUUUUUUCUGACCAGGGGAAUUUAAAAUAUGAGGAUAAUUUUGGAAGACAAGUGAUCAUGAGAUAUUACUUCAUUCUUUUGCUUUUCUCAACAAUAUCCUGCUCCUCUGAUGUGGACGUUGUUCAGGAAGAUGUAAAAAUAGUUCGAGCUGGAGAAGAUGUGAAUCUUACCUGCAACUUUUUACAGUUCCUGCAAUCAACAAUAUGGUUUAAACAGACGGCUGAAGGAAAAUCCUUACAAAUUGUGUAUUUAUAUCUUGAACAACCCAGUUGGAAUAAGGACUUUGAGAAAACAAAUCGUUUUAAUGUUUCCAAAGGAGAUGAUCAUUUUAAUCUGACCAUUUUAAAGACAAAGCCUUCAGACUCAGCAACAUAUUACUGUGUAGUCACAUCAUAUUACAGCAUGGGAAUGGGUGCAGGAACUAGAUUACUUGUCAGAGAUGCAGCCGUAGCACAAAUAACUCUUCAGCAGUCUUUGAUAGACACGCUUCAUCCAGGAGAUUCUGUGAAUUUGCAGUGCAGCAUCUUCACUGAGAGUUGUGCAGGAGAACACAGCGUCUACUGGUUCAGACAAAGCUCGGGAGACUCUCAAGGAGUCCUUUACACCAAAGGAGAGAGAAAUGGUCAGUGUAAUAAGAGCAGUGAGUCUCAAACGCAGAGCUGCGUCUACAAUCUCCUCAAGAGCAACAUCAGUCACUCUGACACUGGGAUUUACUACUGCGCUGUGGCUGCAUGUGGAGAGAUACUGUUUGGAAAAGGAACUCAACUAAAUUUUAAAGUGAGUGGUGAUCUGAAUCUAACUCUUGCUCUUGGAAUUUUAAACAUCAUAUUUUUGGCUCUUGUUGUUUUUCUGGGAAUAAAACUAUGCAGGACUCAGAACAAAGUGUCCACACCUCAAGAGAGUCAAAAUGAAGACACCAUGAAUUAUGCAGCCAUUAGUUUUGCUCAGAAACCUCUGAACUCUAGAAGAACCAAAUCAAAGAUCAUUCAGGAUCAGUCUCUGUACGCUCAGGUCAGAUCACAGCAGUAACAUCCAGAACUUUAGAGGAGCAUUUACUUAUUAUUUGACUCCAUCCAUUUAAUUUGUCAGAAUAAUUUUUUGUCAAAGUGUUUAUUGACUUUCUUUUGAGUAUACUGUAGUCUGAUCAUUUUUACUGCAAUGAAUUUAUCUCUGCCUACACAACUUUGGUCAUAUACUAUAGCGUACUGGGGAAUUAUUUUCUCCAAAAAAAAAAGGAUCAUGUUCAGUAUUUAUGUGAGUAUAACAUAUGAGUAUUAUUUAAGUGUUAAAAUUAAUGGUUUGACAGUGUUUUAUUACCUAAAAUAACAAUAACUUACAAUGUCUUCAAAAUAUGGAGAUGAGCUGUUGGUGGCCACAUUUUAAUUUCUUUGUUUGUGGGAGUUGUGGGAAAAGAAAGGUAGUGUGUUUUGGUGGUGUGCUCAUUGAUACUUUUGUGUAUUAAUGCAUGGAUUUUAUUAGACUGUGUUUUUUGUUUUUUGUUUUCUGGGCAACUUUAUAACUUAUUGUUAUGAAAUGUUCUGUUUUACGGUCUCCUUAUGAAUUGCUUGUGUGUAUGCUUUAUAUGCAUCUGCUAAAUGAAAAAUGUAUAUGCAUGUAAUGUGAAUUUGUUCAGAUGUGUUAUGUUGUUUUAAUUCUGUUAAAGAUUAGUUCACUUUCAAAUGAAAAUUACCCCAAGCUUUACUCACCCUCAAGCCAUCCUAGGUGUAUAUGACUUUCUUCUUUCUGAUAAA